AUGGCAACUGCAAAUGGAAGUGCUAAUCCAGUUUUCAGAAGGCAAGCUUCAACAGGUUAGUUUGGUAGGGUAAGGGAAAUGGUGUUUGAUUUUUGGAUUAUCUUUUUUGAAAAUUCUUUUUUUUUCUGAUUGUGAGACAUUGAUUCGGUAUGGCAGUAAUUUUCAUUUGAAAAAAUUAUUAUUUCGUGUAUCUUUCCCUAUUUCAAAGAUUCUGUGAUUUUUUAUUUCUUCUGGAAUUUGUUUUUUUACUGCUGGCAAAGUUAAAUCUUGACUGUUUCUGGGAUUUUUUUAAAGACAUAAAAAACUUUUUUGAAAUUCAUAACAGCUUCAAAAUGCUCGUUAUUUUUUUCCUCGAUAAAAAAAGUGACAAACCCUCGCUGAAAACGUUGGAAAACAGAGUAUCUUCAACCACAAUUCUAGAAUUUUUCUCAAGAAUAAUUGUAUUUUAAUGAGCUUAUCCCUUAUUUUUAUCAGUAACCAUAAUAACAAAUCUUAAAAAUUCUCGCGACCGUUCUUUGAAACGAAUAAUCCCUACAUGGAAGUUAUCGUUUAUCGAAAAAGAGAUUAUCUUCCAGCAAAUCCAAAGAAUCACUACAUAAAUAAUUCAAGCUUUUAAAUUUAUCAGAAAAUCAAUCCAAUAAAAAGUUGAAAUUGUUUCAUAGAUCAAUCAAAGAUCGAGAGCGGUCUAACCACAAAUAUCAACCUCCCACACUUGAUAAAAUAACAGUUUGAAAAUAAAAAAAUUUGACGCAUCUUUCAUAUAAAUCCGUAGCUCAAUGAAAAAAUAACACUCUCACACUCUCAAAAAACGCUCAAACAAACACACACACACACAAAAAAGAAGGCAAGAAAAAAGAUAUCAAAACUAUUGAGCACAGCGCGCACUCUUUUUUCGUUGUCCAAAAAGUACUCAAAAUCGCGUCGGCUCCUUUUCUCUAUUGUUAAAUUUUAUUCUAACUUAUUCAGUUUAUAUAUUUUUUCUGUUUGAUACACUUUUUUUCUAUGUUUACUAGUCAUUCACAACAAUCAUCGCAAUAUGUUAGAAAUAAUGAAUCACCUUAUGGAUGUGUGAGAUUAAGACAUAUUAAUUAUGGCGAUGAGCAACGACAACUCAAUUCAUAUAAUCGAUUAUCGAAAAGAUUUAGUAAUAGAGAAAGUGUAUCAAAUUUUUCCGAAUUUUAUGCUAAUUAUGAAGCAUCUAUGUGUGAGUUCCUCUGUUUUUUUAAAUAAUUUUUGUUAAGAAAAUUCUUUGAUCUUACAUUAGAAAAAAACAGCAAAAUAUUCCUUUGAGACCAAUAUUUCGUUUACUGACAUGAAAACAAAACGGAGCAAAUAAGAUAUCGGGAUAAGUAAACUUUUGAAAUAAAAUAAACAUUUGAGCCGUUUUUUUAUAUUUCAAUGUGCAGAAAAAAUGUUUCACAAUGCACUUUGUCUAAAUUCUACAACUCAGGCAAAUUUGAUUGAUGUUUAUGGUAACUUUUAUGGAAUUUAUUUGUUAGGUGGUUUGCUAAUAAUUAUUUCAGCUUUCAAAAUUUUUUUGAAAUAUUAGUUUCAAUUUUUCAAAAUAUAACCUUUUUCAAUCAUAGACAAAAUGAUUCACCCUGAAAAUAUCAGAAAAACAAAAAAAUUCAGCAAUUUCCUGUUGAACCACAUAUUGAAUAUGUCUGCCUUCUACUUUUUUGAAUCCAGCCACUGAUCAUUAAUCAUUGAUUACAUAUAAAAAAAUAAAAUUAGAGCGGAGAUCUAGAGGGCAAAAAUCAUUCCUCAAAAAUUAUACCAGAAUCAAAUAAUUUCAUUUUUUCAGCUGGUGUCAAUCCUGUUAUGACAGUUGCUCUAACUCCCGUACCAAAAGUCGACUACAGUGUUACAAAAGGCGGUGCUAGAACAUGGAUAGUAUUAUUAGUAUUUGUAUUUUUAUGCUCUAGUUUAUACACAAUUUUUUCGGAUAAAAAUCUACGCUAUUCUGAUGUUCAUUCACAUCGAGGAUACGAUAAUGAUGAAGAUAAUAACUAUCAUAAUGUUCCGAGCGUAGAAGAUGACGACGACGACGAUGAUAAGUAAGUUUUUAUGAAAAAAACAAGUAUCUGAAAUUUUAUUCAAUAAUUUUCAGCCACGAGCCACCAGCAACUCGAAAAAAUGCGCCAUCCCAGCAAGCUCAAAAACCAGCACCACCCCAAGAUGAUGGUAAGUAAAUCAGCACAACUAUAUUUUCAUUGAAGUAUUUACAAUUUGAAUAAAAUGGAAAUAAUUUAAGAUGACGAUGAAGAAGAAGAAGAGACACAAGAUCAUUCACUUGGUGGAAGAUUAUUUGCUGGAUUGAGAAAGAAAAUCACUGAUCGACUGAUGGAAACCAAAUCAGAUGAAGAUGAGCAACAUGUGCCAACUAGAAGACAAAAAAUUAAAGAGCAAAAACAACAAGCUGCAAAGAGAAUUAAGAAACCAGUAAAAGUUGAAGAAGAAGAAGAGGAUGACGACGAUGAUGAUGAAGAUGAGACUCCAAAAGCUCCAGAACCUGUAAGAAAACAAGGUCGUCAACAACAACAUCAACAGAAGAAUAAAGAGGAGCAUAAACAUAAAAAGUAUGAGCAAGUGAAAGAAGAAGAAGAAGAGGAUGAAGACGACGAUGAUGAAGACGAUGAAGAGGAUAACGAGGAAAAUGAUUCCAAAUCCAGAAAGGUAGACAAAUUUCACCGUUUUUUUAAGUUUGCUCUCUUGAAUCCUCCUUAAAUUUAUAAAAUUGAAAUUCAACUAAAAAUGAUAUUUCGAUCAACCAAGGGAUGUAUAAAAAACCAACAAAUUUUAUUCACCGUUUUCUUGAUCUAUAAAAGUUUAGAAAACAAAAAUCUAUCAAAUUUUAGAAAAUCUAGGCUCUUUUUUUUAAUUUGGGCUCAGGCUCAUGGAUUUUUUCAAAACUUUGAUAAAUUAUUUUCUAACAGAGUUACGAGCUCUCAAAAACGCGAUUUUCAGGAAAUUCUCAACUCACAUGAGAUGAGAAAGAUUCUGUUUUCAGUUUUUGCUGAGCGACUCCCUAUAGAGCAAAAAAAUGAGCCGAAAGUUGAGAAUUUUCUGAAAAUCGCGUUUUUGAGAGUUUGUAACUCAUGUUAGAAAAUAUUUUAUUAAAAUCAGAAUACAGGGCACUAUAGUUGGCACUUUUUUGUAAUAAAAUUUACAUACAUAGUCCAUAAGUGUUUUUCAGAACAACAAUAAUGACAAAGGCGACGAAGAUGAAACAGACGACGACGACGAUGAAGAUGAUGAUAAUGAAGAGGAUGAAAAAAAUCAGAAAAAAUCAAAUAAUGAUAAGAAAGAAGAUUCUGCAAAUUCUGAAGACGACGAUGAGGACGAUGAAGACGACGAUGAUGACGAAGACAAAACUGUUUCACCAAAAGAUGCUAAACGUCUUCGAAAACAAAAUCGAAGUCCUAAAAAGUCGGCAAACAAAGAAUGUAUUCAUCGAGAUUGUCCAGGUUAUGAUUCUGUCAAGCCACGAAAAUCACUUCUGUUGAAAAAAAGAAAGACUGGAAAAUCGGUGAUUGAUUGCAUGUUGGAAGAUGAAUUUGACGAUGACGAAGAUGACGAUGAAGACGACGACGAUGAUGAAGAGGAAGAUAACAAGAAUCAAGAUGAAGACGACGAAGAUGAUGAUCUGGAGCACAAAGUCACUGACAAGUAAGUUUUUUAUAUCUAAUUUUGGUAGAACACAUUUAUUUCCUUAAAAAUUCCAAAAAAAUUCAAAAGCAUACCUUAUCACAUUCCAGUUCUGUUGAAUUUUCAGUCAGUGUUUGUUACAGAGCAAGUAGUUCAUCAUACAAACGUCACGCAAUCACAACCAAAGAAGAAAUCGGUUUCCGCAACAUUUUGGAUCGUGCCGACAGUCUUGUUGAGAAGGUAAAGAAACCAUCGUCGAGUCGAAAACUUGUCAAAACUGGCAAACGGUGAUUUGUCGAUACGUUUUUUCUGUGCCAUGUUUGCGGGUGCUCGUAUUCAGAGGUUCUAUACAAUUAAAUCUUUCUUCUUUUUUUCUCCUUUUUUUGUUUCGUAGAAUUGUCUAGUCAUCCAGAUUGAUUUUUUCUUGCAUCGGAUCGGAUAAAUCGUUUUUUUUUGAAUAAUGGAUUUAUUGAAUGCGCUCUUACUUAUAUUCUAUGUUCAAUGUUUAACAGAAUGCUCAAUUUAACUUUUUUGUUGAGAAAUCUUACAGACAAAAUUCAAAAAAAAUCUGAAAUUUCAGCAUCGAUAUGAAGAAGCUAUUGAUUUGUUUGAUCAUGUUAUCACAGUUUAUCCAGCUUCUACUAGAGCCUUUUUCGGAAAAGCAAGAGCAUAUGACAUUCGCGGUGAAAUUGAGGCAAAUGAGAUUGAUCGUGAUAGAGCUAUCGCGAUUUACGAGAAGAUUCUACAAAAUCCAGCAACACCUGAAGCACUUUUCAAGCAAGCUGCUCAAAAAUUGAUUGAAAGAACCAGAUUCCGCGGACUUCUUCAUAGAACACUCAAUGCUCAUAGACUCUAUAUUGACAGGUGUGUUCCAAAUUCUCACAGGUUUUUUUUGAAACAGCUAUUAUUUAAAAAAAAAUUUAGAUUCCCGGAAGAGCUGGAUUUACAAACGGAUUUUGCUAUCACUUUUGUGAUGAUGAAAAGAUAUGAAGAUGCUAGAAGUAUUUUGCGAAAUGUGUUAGCUAGGGAUCAAAACAAUGUUGUCGCACUCGCUUAUUAUGGUUAUAUUCUAAAGGCACAUGAUGAUAAAAUUGAACAAGGUGUUGCUUUAAUGCGGAAGAGUUUGAAAUUGGCUAAUGAUGAGAUCAAGGAUCCAAAGUUCUUCUAUCAACUUGGACACGGUUUGACAACUCUUGGUAAAAAGACAGAGGUUUGUGUGAUGUUUUGCUCUCUCUCAAUCUUUAAUAUUUUUAGGCCGAUGCAGUUUACCAAAAAGCUGCACAAAUGGGAGUUUUCAUGACGGCUCAACAAAGAAGUUUGUAUAAUAUUGAUGGACUGACAGCUCGACCUUGGUGGAGUGUUGAUCAAACUCCAUAUUCCAAGUUCUUAAAGGUAAAUUCACAUGUUUUUUAUAAAAACAUUUUUAAACACAUUGAAAAUGUUCAGGGAAUUGAAAGACAAUGGGCUACUGUUCGACAAGAAAGUAUGGAAGUAUUACGAGAAUCUGGUGAUUGUUGGUUAGAUCAUAAUCAACAAUUAGUCAUCGAUGGACAAUGGAAAUUCUUCCCAAUCAUGUCAGAAGGUCAAUUUGUGAAAGCAAAUUGUGAAAAACUGCCACAAACCUGCCUCAUCCUUCAAGAAUUCACAUCUUCCACAAACGCAAGCAAAUCUGAAAUGUACUUAUCAGUGUUGUCGUCUGGCGGACAAAUUCUACCACAUUGUGGACCAACAAAUUAUCAUCUUCAAGCUCAUUUAGGUUUAGUUUCACCUUCAGAAGCUAGAAUACGAGUCGGAAAUGAAACAAGAGGUUGGAGAUCGGGAAAAUUCAUCGUGUUUGAUGAUUCGUUUGAACAUGAACUUCAAUUUGAUGGUGCUUCAUCUUCGGCUUUCCGACUUGUUUUAGUUUUGCAAUUAUGGCAUCCUGAAGUUCAGCCACAUCAACGCGUAUUGUCAUUCCUCAAUUAA
Caenorhabditis angaria is the source of this 5613-nucleotide messenger RNA. NCBI's taxonomy places the organism in Eukaryota, Metazoa, Nematoda, Chromadorea, Rhabditida, Rhabditidae. The record is from the annotation of a GenBank genome assembly.